CAAAUUUGAUUGGACACGUGAAAAAUUAAUAACUACUUAGUAAUUCAUCAACUGGACUCAAAACCUAGAAAGGUGAGUUGGCGUGAAGAUCUCGCUGGAACUGCAACAAGUAAGAGGGAAUACAGAUGAAGUCCACGGCCAUUUUACUGUUCUUGUUCGCCUUAAUCUUUGUGUCUGAUUGUUAUCGUCGUUAUCCGAUGCAAGUCGUGCAAGGCAAAACCAAUCCUGGAAUUCGUUUGCGAGUGACUAACAACGGACUGCAAUACGUUGCUAAUGUUGGAAAAGAGACAUUGCUCGGAAAACUCAGGAAUGAUGGGAUAAAAGACAUAAGCGGUUCAAGUGGAAAGCUCACAUACAAGGCAUAUAACAUUAAGAAUGAACGUGCUGAGAUCGAUUCAUUAUCUCUUUCAACUGUACCUGGGGAAGGUCUCAUUCUCCAAGCCCAAGGAGUUUACCUUGACUACAUUGGAGAAGUACAUUAUAACAAGAAACUUUGGUUUUUUGAUAUCAGCGACACUGUUGACGUUACGUUAAAAGCACACGGAAUCGGAUUCAAGCUGAAGACACGAAUUGGCGCGGAUUCAGCUGGCCGUCCCACCAUCUCCACUACUGAACAGGACUGUUCUUCAGAAGUGGAUUCGGUUGGCGUGCAUUUCAGUGGUAGUCGAAUGAGUAUGCUGUAUAAUGCCUUCAGUGGCGUAAUAGAGGACAAAGUCAAGGAUGAUCUCAAAGAAACGAAAGCCAUGGAAGCAGUAAACGGAGAUGGGGCAGACUACCUGACAACUUUUCCCGUUCUUGGUAAUGUCAGUAAAGUGGCCCAGAUUGAUUAUUCUCUUGUCGCGAAUCCCACGUUUACCUCGAAAUACAUGGAUGUACCUCUCAAGGGUGAAUUUAGGUCUCGUAAAAACCCUCAUCCUACAGGUUUGUCGUCUCCUCAAACACUCCCUUUCUUUGCUGAGACUAACAAGAUGGUUUACAUAUUGCUCAGUGAUUACGUCCUCAACACAGCCAGCCUUGUUUAUCACGAAGAAGGGAAACUACGAAGAACCAUCAGACCCGAAGACAUUCCUCGAUCUUCAAAGUUCCAAUUGAACACUCAAUCAUUCCAGACAUUUCUCUACAAGCUGUACCAGAAGUAUCCAGACCGCCCUGUCUUUGUGAAAGUCUACACUACCAAGGCACCCGUUUUCACUUCACGUCACAGCGGAACCAACGUGACAGUCACUGGUAAUGUGGAGGUUUACGUCACCACUAGGAAUGGAGCUCCCGUUUACGCUCUGACAGUGGGUUUGAAAGCUGAUCUUGCUGGAUCACUGGGUGUGAAUAGUGGCAACCUGACAUUCCAUACAAAGACAUUCACGACGAAAGUACAUCUUGUACGUUCUGCCAUUGGAGAUAUCAAGUUUAAUAUUGGAUUACUUCAGUGGUUUCUCAAUGGCGUCGUAGAAUCUGGAGAUUUUGUGAAGAAGUUAAAUGUGAUUGGAGAGAGAGGAUUUCCCUUACCAAUGUUUCGGAGGAUAUUGUGGGAGGACAUUGCCAUACGCACCGGACAGGGUUACACCCAUAUUGAGACGAACCUCAAGUACCUGCCAAAAGCUGGCGACGAGUGAGAUGAAAACAAGAAAUGACGUGGAAUUAAAUUAAGACUGAUUUCUUAAAAUAUGUCGUAAACUUCUUUUAUAUUUGUGUUACCUCUAACAACCUAAAGCGAAUGUUGCUUUUAAUUUUUCAAACUUUCCACGGCGACUGCAGCCUAGUCCAUCGUCUAAACUAUCCAUCGUCAAAGCUCUUCAAGUAGUACGUUUACCGUUUUCUCGAUCUUAGCCAGAGCCUUUCACUGUGUAAUUUCUCUUUCAGCUCACAGCCACCUCUUGGGUAAUGAGAGUAAUGGAAUGUUCCUUUCUUAAAAUUAAUCAGUUAAUAUACCUUUGUUCUAUAGGGUAGCUAGAAGACUUACGUCUUUAAACUGCUCUAAUAUAUAUAUAUCAAAUCAAUGGUUGUUGGUGUCCAAUUUUCCAACAAAAUCAGUAGCAAUGGUUGAUGUUGAUGUUAGAAAUUCAGCAAUAGACUUAAUCUUUUUGGUAACAUUUUUCUUUUCAAGUCAGUGUAUUUUUGAAAUAAAAUAAAGCUUGUCACGCAACUGAA
Messenger RNA from Orbicella faveolata, 2145 nucleotides. Its product is annotated as lipopolysaccharide-binding protein-like. The record is from RefSeq and is a predicted model, not a curated record. Gene Ontology annotation, molecular function: lipid binding. NCBI's taxonomy places the organism in Eukaryota, Metazoa, Cnidaria, Anthozoa, Scleractinia, Merulinidae.